GGGGUAACUGUAAGAAAGGCUUUCCAAAACCUUUUAGUAAAUUUACCAUUUUACACGCUAACAAACCAGCCGAAUAUAAGCGCCCGAGUCCGGAAGACGGCGGCGAAACGUUAGAAAUUAAACGGGGCAGAAUUACAGUUAAAUAUGAUAAUUCGCGUGUAGUAGCUUAUAACCCAUUUAUUCUUGUCAUGUUUCAAACUCACCAUAAUCUUGAAUUCUCUUAUGGACAGUCUGACAAUUUAAAAUAUGCCUUAAAAUAUCCAUUUAAAGGUAACAGUUUUUCCUAUGUCCGUAGUGCUGUAGAUGGUCUAAUCAAUGUUGAUGAACCUGCACAAUACGCAAAAAUGAUUUAUCGUAGUCCAACCGAGGCUUUUUCGCGAGUAAUGGGAUAUAAGUAUGCCUUUCUUUCACAUACUGUUAUAGGUUUGAAAAUUCAUUUGCCGGGUAAUCAAAAAUUAGUUUUUAAUUCUAAAACUGCUCCUGAGGUUCUUGCUAACGUUGAACAAGGCAUUCUUCCAGAUACACAUCUUACUGCUUACUGGAAUUUAUGGCGAAAGAAUAUAAAUAAUCCCCUUAUUAAAAACAUGCUCUUUGAAGUUUUGCCUGAAACAUAUGCAUUUGAUAGCAAAGAAAAAGUGUGGCAUAAAAGGAGAAUGGCUGAAAUUAGAAAAAUAACUAAACCAAUUAUCGGGAGAAUUUAUCCAGUCUCACCACGUGAACCAGAACUUUUUGCUUUGUAUAUUCUAACUAAACAUUUUCCCGGGGAUCCAGAAGAGCUAAAAACCUUUAAUGGACAUGUAUGCUCAACUUUUGCCGAUGCUGCACGCUUAAGGGGGCUUUUUGAAGAUAAUGGUGUUUGGGAACGUACGUUAAGGGAGGCCUCUUUUUCAUUAAACCCCUCACAGAUGAGGCAAUUGUUCGCAAAUAUUCUUGUAUUUGGGGGAACAGAGCGGUGUGUUAUUGAUGGUUAUGUUUUGUGGGAAAUGUUUAAGGAUCAGAUGUAUGAUAGGAGGCGAUGUACCGAGGCUGAAAAACUUUUACGUAUUGAUAGAGCAUUAGCUAUCAUUGAGAGAUAUUUGUUAAGCAAUGGUCGUUCUAUGGAUGAUUUUGGUCUUCCUUCGCCUAAUAAUUCAAUCUUGAAUGACCCAGAUAGAGCAUUAGAUGACUUUUUCUUCCCGAACAACGUUAAUAGUGACGAUCCCGAUGAAACAUUAGAUACCUCUAAUUUAGAAAGGGCAAAUUUAAAUGCUGAACAAAAUGCUUUCUUUAAUAUGAUUCGUGAUGCGGUUUUUGACACUAAUUCUGUUAAUAAAUAUUUUUAUUUGUCGGGAGAUGGGGGUACAGGCAAAACAUUCUUAUUAAAUUAUGUUCUUUAUCAACUUAGGCAAUUAAAUUUAAAAGUUUUACCAACCGCCUCGACGGGUAUUGCUUCGACAAAGUUUUAUGCAGGUGGUAUGACAUUUCACUCUGCUUUUCGUUUCGGGAUUGAUGUAGAACCAGGCAAACUUCCUUUAGUAAAGUUUGACAGCUUUUUUGGGAGAAGAAUUAUAGAAUGUGAUGUCAUUAUUAUUGAUGAGAUAACCAUGUUAAAUAAGACUGUGUUUGAAAAUGUAGACCUUUUGUGUCGUAAUAUGGAGACUGGAAGCAGUCUUUACCUGUUGCUGAUUCUGCUUCCCCUGGUGCUUCUGUUGCUGCUUGCAUUCAAUCCUCACAUUUGUAUCCCCUUUUCCUCAAAUUUAGGCUUGUACAGAAUAUGAGAGUUAUUCCUUCUGAAAUUCAAU
This is a messenger RNA of Meloidogyne enterolobii, 1781 nucleotides long. Lineage: Eukaryota; Metazoa; Nematoda; Chromadorea; Rhabditida; Meloidogynidae. The record is from the annotation of a GenBank genome assembly.